AUGGCCGAAGGAACUUGGGAGAAGCUGUCCCAGGUCGCUGUCCUGAGCGCUGAAUAUGACUCCCCUGAACGCCAGCCCCAUCCGAAAUGUUUGGAAGGGACCCGAGUGGACCAUCUCAAAUUCAUCCACGGAUUGUUAGACAAGCGAGAUAAGAGUCAAAUCAUUUGGCUGCAUGGCACGGCAGGCGUCGGAAAGUCUGCCGUGGCAUUCACUGUAGCUGAAAGAAUGAAAAAUUUGAAAAUAACACAGAAUACGAAAAUUGAAACAAGGCUCGCGGGGACAUUCUUUUUCUCGCGCAAUUCCACGGAACGCAGCACGACUGGACAUUUCUUUGCGACGCUUGCUUACCAGCUUGCGAGUAAUUUUCCCAGCGUCAGGAACGACGUGAACAGAGCUAUCCGCGAGAAUCCUGCAGUUCUAAAAUCCAGCGAGUCUCUUCGCAACCAGAUGAAGGCGUUAUUUCGCCAACCUCUCUUGCACCUGCAACUCAGUUUACGCGACUGUCCACCUCCGGUCUUUGUCAUCGAUGCCCUCGAUGAA
Suillus plorans is the source of this 540-nucleotide messenger RNA. RefSeq lists its product as uncharacterized. NCBI's taxonomy places the organism in Eukaryota, Fungi, Basidiomycota, Agaricomycetes, Boletales, Suillaceae. The transcript has a single exon. The annotation marks the transcript as partial. The record is from RefSeq and is a predicted model, not a curated record.